UUUUUUUUAAAACAAAUAUUUAAUCGCAUUCGAGCGAAGCCGUGUAGGACACGUAUGUGAUUAUAUAGUCCUCUCCUCUCAAUCCUAAAAGGAGAAGAGGAGAACAAAAGUACCUAGAAUGAACAACUCCCCAUCCUCCGCCGCCAUGGCGGCCCAAAUCUGCGACCAGAUCCGCGCCGUCUUUGCUCCUCCUCACCCAUCUUCAGCCGCCGCCGCCUUCUCCCUCCUCCCACCCCCCCUCGAAGUACUCGCCGGAGAAAUCGCCCGCGCGGCCAACGCAUCCAAGAAAGUCUUCGUGCACGGUGUCGGCCGUGAAGGCCUCAUGCUCAAGGCCUUCUGUAUGCGUCUCUUUCACCUCGGCAUCUCCUCCCAUGUCGUCGGUGACGUCACCACCCCUCCCAUCUCCUCCGGCGAUCUCCUCAUCGCCUCCGCUGGUCCCGGCUCUUUCUCCACCGUCGACGCCAUCUGCCGCGUCUCCAAGUCCGCCGGAGCUCGGAUUGUGUUGAUAACUGCUCAGCCGGGAUCUGGAAGCGAGGCAUCUCUACUGGCUGAUUCGGUCGCGUACCUACCUGGGAGGACGAUGGCGGACGAUGAGGUGGAGGAGGGGUCCGGUGCGUCGCCGGAGUGGUGGUUGCCGAUGGGAAGUGUGUACGAAGGGGCAAUGUUCGUGCUGUUUGAGAUGGUGGUGGUGAAGCUGGGAGAGAAGUUCGGCCGGACGGCGGCGGAUCUCCGGUCUCGCCAUACGAACCUUGAGUAGUGAUCUCUGUCGCCGCCCGCAAGGUGUUUGUGAUAUUGUCGCAAUCGGAGUUGGCUUGGGCUUGGUGCUAAGCGGUGUUUGGUUUGUUAGCUAUUUAAUUAGACAACUAUGUUUCGUAAGGAUGAUAAUGAAUAUAUGACAUACAUGUUAAAUAUUAUGGUUGGGAGAUUUGGAGAACUCUUAUGCAUAAUGAAUGAAAUGAAUUCAAUUUUUACA
This is a messenger RNA of Phalaenopsis equestris, 973 nucleotides long. RefSeq names its product 3-hexulose-6-phosphate isomerase. Gene Ontology annotation, molecular function: carbohydrate derivative binding; isomerase activity. Gene Ontology annotation, biological process: carbohydrate derivative metabolic process. The coding region runs from base 119 to 757 and encodes 212 amino acids. The record is from RefSeq and is a predicted model, not a curated record. The transcript has a single exon. Lineage: Eukaryota; Viridiplantae; Streptophyta; Magnoliopsida; Asparagales; Orchidaceae.